ACAAAAAAAACAUCUAUCUGUGGAAUCUACCUUUUGACCAUCUCUGACCCCUUCUGACAUCGUACCCCUGACCCUAGACCACCCUCACCAUCCACCGCCACCAUGCCUAAAAACAGCAAGGUGACCCUGGGACUCCCUCACAGUGAUCCAGUCACUGAGUCAGUGGCGGACCUCCUGACCCUGGCCGAGCCCCUGGACUAUAAGAGCAGCCGGAUGAGUAUGGGUCUCAGCCCCGGGGCCCAGCCGGCCAUGGGCAAGGGCCUGCUGCCUUCUCCAGGGGACGAGGAGGGGAGGCCGGCCUGGAACAGCAAGCUGCAGUACAUCCUGGCCCAGGUCGGAUUCUCUGUGGGUUUGGGCAAUGUCUGGAGGUUCCCCUACCUGUGUCAGAAGAACGGAGGAGGUGCGUACCUGGUCCCGUACUUCAUCCUCCUCAUCCUCAUCGGGAUCCCUCUGUUCUUCCUGGAACUGGCGGUGGGACAGAGGAUUAGGAGAGGCAGCAUUGGGGUGUGGAACUACGUUUACCCUCAGCUAGGAGGCAUCGGGGUCUCCAGUCUAAUGGUGUGUGGUUUCGUGGGCCUGUACUACAACGUGAUCAUCGGCUGGAGCAUCUUCUACUUCUUCCAGUCCUUCCAGUACCCGCUGCCCUGGGCAGAGUGUCCAAUCAGAGUGGUCAACGGGAGCCAAGCCAUCAUCGAGCCGGAGUGUGAAAAGUCUUCUGCCACCACCUACUUCUGGUACCGGCAAACCCUGAACAUCACCAGCACCAUCGAGGACAGCGGAGGCCUCAACUGGAGAAUGACCCUGUCCCUAUUCGCCGCCUGGCUCAUCGUCUGUCUGGCAGUGAUCAAGGGUAUCCAGUCAUCUGGGAAGGUGAUGUACUUCAGCUCUCUCUUCCCCUACGUGGUGUUGAUCUGUUUCCUCGUCAGAGGCCUGAUGCUCAAAGGAUCUGUUGACGGCAUCGCUCACAUGUUCACCCCAAAGUUGGAGAAGAUGCUGGAGCCCCAGGUAUGGAGGGAGGCAGCCACCCAGGUGUUCUUCGCUCUGGGCCUGGGGUUCGGAGGGGUCAUAGCCUUCUCCAGCUACAACAAGCGGGACAACAACUGUCACUUUGACGCAGCGUUGGUCUCUAUCAUCAACUUCAUCACCUCCAUCCUGGCUACGCUGGUGGUGUUCGCCGUGCUGGGUUUCAAGGCCAACAUCAUGAACGAGAAAUGUGUUGUGGAGAAUGGUGAGAAGAUCCUAGGUUACCUGAACACAGGUGUGUUGAGCCAUGAUCUGAUCCCUCCCCAUGUCAACUUCUCUCACCUGUCAGCUGUGGACUAUCAGGAGAUGUAUGGAGUGAUCAAGACUGUCAGGGAGGACAGCUUCAGUCAGCUUGGACUGGACCCUUGUAUACUGGAGGACGAACUCAACAAGGCAGUGCAGGGAACAGGCCUGGCCUUCAUCGCCUUCACUGAGGCCAUGACCCACUUCCCUGCCUCUCCCUUCUGGUCUGUCAUGUUCUUCUUCAUGCUGAUUAACCUGGGGCUGGGGUCCAUGAUCGGCACCAUGACAGGGAUCACCACACCUGUACUGGACGCCUUCCCCAAGAUCCGCAAGGAGUUCCUCUGUGUUGGUUGUUGCAUUGUAGCGUUCUUCUGUGGCCUGCUGUUCGUCCAGCGCUCAGGGAACUACUUUGUGACCAUGUUUGAUGACUACUCAGCUGGCCUGCCUCUCACUGUGGUGGUUAUGCUGGAGAAUAUAUCUGUGGCCUGGAUCUACGGCACCAAGAGGUUCAUGCAGGACCUAGAGGACAUGUUGGGUUUCAGACCUUACUCUUUCUAUUUCUAUAUGUGGAAGUAUGUAUCUCCUGCCUGUCUCACCGUGCUCAUCGUUGCCACUGUGAUAGAGAUGUCCGUCAGUCCUGCUGGGUACAAUGCCUGGGUGGAGGAACUGGCGUCGGAGAAGUUCCUCUCCUACCCUCCGUGGGCUCUGGGCGUGGCCUACUCCCUCAUCAUCGCCGCCAUGCUUCCUCUCCCCUGCGUCUUCAUCGCCCGCCACUUCAACCUGCUCUCUGACGGCUCCAACAAGCUGUCCGUCUCCUACCGUAAAGGCAUGACCAAGGACCUCUCUGGUCUAGAAGAGGAGAACGAGUCCCGCUUCAUCCUCGGUAAAGGCACCCCCAGCCCCAGCCCCUCGCCCAUGCCUUCUCACCGCCCCUACCUGGGGCCGGGCGGAGCCCAGGAGAUGACCAACGCUGCUGGAUAUGGUACCGGGACACCGACCAAGACGGGUUAUCAGAAUAUUCAUUCGCCAGAGUCCGAACUAUGAUCGAUCUGACUGACUGAAGCACAAGACACCCUAUCUAUCAAACCCAACACAGCACAUCCAGAGACAGAGAGAGAGAAAGAAAGAGCAUAUCCGUAAAGCACAGCCCCCCCCCCCCCC
Molecule: messenger RNA, 2427 nt
Organism: Oncorhynchus nerka (sockeye salmon)
Lineage: Eukaryota; Metazoa; Chordata; Actinopteri; Salmoniformes; Salmonidae
Gene: slc6a17
Product: solute carrier family 6 member 17
Exons: 11
Coding region: 103-2310 (735 amino acids)
Biological process (GO): glycine transport; alanine transport; L-leucine transport
Cellular component (GO): synaptic vesicle; plasma membrane
Source: RefSeq, a predicted model, not a curated record